CUCGUCUCCGUCCAUUCCCGUCGUUCUUUUGUGUUUGACUCUCUCUCUCUCUCUCUCUCUCUUUCAUAUCAUAUCAGUCAUCUCUCUCUGUCUCAUACAUACACAUACCACUGUACCUCGUUCUCACGAAAACCUUCAACUAGGAAUCCAUCGAGCCAGAGUGUUGUGUUGCUAGUGCAAGAGGCACCAACAUAGAUAGAUACAUACGUGCGUGCGUACGUAGGAAGGGUACGUACGCGGUAGUACACAACACACCAACACACCGUUUUGCACUCUGUUCUGAUCAUGAGGGCGCACAAGAUGGGUGUUAUCGUGGGGAUCACUGUUGCUACUGCUUCUGCUUCUUAAGCCUUUUCUUUUCUUCUGUGGGUUCCCCCUCUUUCGAUAUUCUGCACUUUAGAGAGACAACCAGACAUGGCUGGCAGCAACCAAGUCAAUCUCAAUGAAUCUAGGAGUGUUGUUCCUUUAAAUACAUGGGUGCUUAUCUCCAAUUUCAAGUUGUCUUACAAGCUUCUCAGACGUGACGAUGGAACGUUCAAUCGUGAGUUGGCGGAGUAUCUCGAUAGGAAGGUCCCCGCAAACGCAAUUCCCGUUGAAGGUGUGUUUUCAAUCGAUCACGUUGAUAGAAACGCGGGUUUAUUCUACCGUGUGUACUUACCAACCUCAGGAAACGAGGCUCAAUGGGGUAUCAGAGACCUUGAGAAGCCGUUAAGUACUACAGAAAUUGUUCCUGUAAUCGUAUUCUUUCACGGGGGAAGCUUCUCGCAUUCCUCGGCCAACAGUCACAUCUACGACACCUUCUGCCGCCGCCUUGUGAGGAUUUGCAAGGCUGCUGUGGUGUCUGUGAACUACCGGCGGUCACCGGAGCAUCGGUAUCCUUGUGCAUACGACGACGGCUGGGCGGCAUUGCGGUGGGUGAAGUCGAGAGCAUGGCUGCAAAGUGGGAGGGAGGCCAAGGUUCAUGUCUACUUGGCAGGGGACAGUUCUGGAGGGAACAUUGUUCAUCAUGUGGCAGUGAGGGCUGCAGAGGAGGAAAUUGAGGUCCUGGGGAAUAUUCUUCUCCACCCUUUGUUUGGUGGGGAGAAGAGAACGGAAUCAGAAUUGAGAUUGGAUGGGAAAUACUUUGUGAGGCUUAAGGAUCGUGAUUGGUAUUGGAGAGCUUUUCUACCUGAAGGAGAGAAUAGAGACCACCCUGCUUGCAACCCUUUUGGACCAAGGGGGAGAAGCAUUGAAGGACUCAAAUUCCCUAAAAGUCUUGUUUGUGUGGCUGGUUUGGAUCUUCUGCAAGAUUGGCAAUUGGCAUAUGCUAAAGGUCUUGAGGAUUGUGGACAACAGGUCAAGCUUCUUUUUCUCAAGGAAGCCACUAUUGGCUUCUACUUCUUGCCAAACAAUGACCAUUUCUAUUGCCUCAUGAAAGAAAUCAACAACUUUGUCAAUUCUGAUUCUGACUGUUAAUAUACUAUUAGUACUAAGACGACAGACGACUACUACUACUACUGCUACUACUUAACCUUACCUUACCUACAGGAGGCAUACAUAACUAAAGCUUGACAUUUUACUUGGGUUCUCUUUUUUUUUUCUUUCUCUCCCCCACUUUUGUAUCCCGUCUUUUCUCUUUUUCUAGUUUGUAGUAAGGUGUGUAGUUAUAAGAUUGUGUAGCAUUACUUGUUAUUGUCAUAACAUCUAUGGUGGUCAAUUUGAGAGUUCUGUGACCUGGGGACUACUGCUUCCUGUUCCUCUCUGUUUGUGUCUUUUGGAAGGUAGCACCUAUCACCGGCUUUGGCAGUACCAGAACUCGGUUCAUUUGGGGGGUUUGGUCGAACCACCGUAUACAACGCUUCAGCCCCCCUUUUAACGUUUUGAGGUCAAUGGCAGGAGGGGAGAUAGAAGAUGAGGAUUGGUUCAUCACUUUGUUUGAUUAAGUGAAUGGUUUCCUCUUGUAGCACUAAUUACUGAAUGUGAACCGGAGAAUAUCCCAACCUGUUGUUAUAUGAAUCUGUAUGUUAUAUGUAUACCUAUGUUGUAUAAAUGUCUUGGAUGUUUGGUUUUGCUUUUUAGUUGGAUUCUCCUCCUCCAAUAUGUUGUGCUUGUCUGUCUCUCGUGAAUCCUGCUAUGGUUCCAAUUAAGCAGUUUCAAUUUAUUGAGUUGUUGAAGAUGUUU
Glycine soja is the source of this 2160-nucleotide messenger RNA. RefSeq names its product gibberellin receptor GID1B-like. The transcript has 2 exons. Gene Ontology annotation, molecular function: gibberellin binding; hydrolase activity. Gene Ontology annotation, cellular component: cytoplasm; nucleus. Gene Ontology annotation, biological process: positive regulation of gibberellic acid mediated signaling pathway; floral organ morphogenesis; raffinose family oligosaccharide biosynthetic process. Lineage: Eukaryota; Viridiplantae; Streptophyta; Magnoliopsida; Fabales; Fabaceae. The record is from RefSeq and is a predicted model, not a curated record. Bases 415 to 1455 code for a protein of 346 amino acids.